AUUCUGUAAUUAUGAACUGUAACAUCCAGUAUCCUAUGUAAAUUGAUUAUUUUCUUCUAAUAAUUUCUAUUUUUGGUUAUUGUUUAACCAUUUGCAAUCACAUAUUCUAUUUCAACACUUAACAAUGUCUCUGGAUCUCCGUUUUGCUGUGUCAUGUUCAAGUAACAUGAACCGAAGUAUGGAAGCUCAUGCGAUGCUCCAGAAGAAAGGCUUCAAAGUUAGGUCUUUUGGCACAGGAGACAAGGUUAAACUCCCUGGCCCAGGACCUGAUAAACCCAAUUGCUAUGAAUUUGGAACUUCAUAUGAUUUCAUUUACAAGGAUUUAUUGAACAAAGAUAAAGCUCUGUAUACUCAGAAUGGGCUCCUGCACAUGCUUGAUCGCAACAGGAGAAUAAAGGAUGGUCCUGAGAGGUUCCAAGAUUGCACUGACAAAUUUGACAUCAUUCUUACCUGUGAAGAAAAAGUUUAUGACCAAGUUCUGGAAUUUUUGGAGUGCCAUAUUCCCGAAGAGAAUAAUCCUGUGCACAUCAUCAACAUUGACAUCCAAGACAAUCAUGAAGAGGCUACCAUCGGCGCCUUCAUGAUCUGCGAGCUUGCUCUCUUGCUAUCAAGUUCAGAUGACUUAGAUAAUGACAUUGACGAAUUACUGCACGAGUUUGAGAACAAAUGCCAGCGCAAUAUUCUUCACUGUGUCCAGUUCUACUAAGCGGUUGCUUCUCUCGUAUCACAGUCAUCACGGAAGAGGAGUUCUUCAUUUAGUUCUAGUUUGGGUGCGUUUUGUCUCCUGAAGAUGUACCAGAUUCAAUCCUAACCCUAACGAACAGCCUGUUUAUUAGUUAUUUUUUUUAAUUUUCAUUUAGUUAUUUAAAGUCAUUUGUAUAUUUUUUGCUUGGGGAAACAACCAUUUUCUUACUCCUCUCAUUCAUAAUUUCCCUUGCAUGAAGUGGAUGGGUAAUAAGUGGAUUACAUAUUCAAAAUACUGGCAAACUGGUACAAAAAUGUUAUUGUAUGUCUUUAUCCAUUUCAAACAGAGAUGCAACUUUGAGCGACACAAAAAUUAGAUUUUUUCACUUUCAAGCAUCCUGCUAAAAGCUAAUAUGUUAAAUCUAACUUGCUUAUGAAUGUUUAUUAGAGAAUAUUAGAAAUGUUUGUGUUAAAGAAAUUUUCUUUCCUAUUCAGGUUCGCAUUUCUCAGUUGACGUAGUAAUUACAAUUAAAUGCAGCCAGCAACGCGAUGUUCGUCAUAGGCGUGUCCGGUUCUUGAUGCGAUCUUUGGUGUCGUUUUGACGACGUUCUCGGUUUUAUUGUCUCGAGACUCACGGUUACUUCACUUCAAUUAUCUUGCUAAAAAUAUCCCAAGUGUAAAUGUUGGCAAGUAAUUAUUUCUUAGCUGAUUAUUUCAAGUUAAGACUUGAUCUAUGUUAAUACAUCGCACCAUAUGCUAUCCGAUUUUGACACCCGCAAACAUCUAUUCAAGAAUUUCACGUAUAAGAUUUCAUUGAUGAAAGUGACUGUGUCAUUUUAUCCAAGAAACAAACGCUUAUAGCGGCUGAAAUAGAAGCAUAGUUUGCAAACGGUCAAAGAACUGCUUUCGUUCACGGAAUUUGCUACUGCUAAGAGAUCCUCUGUGCAAACCGGUAAUGACAUAAACGUAGGAAUUAUUAAAUAUCAUGACAUUCUCGACUCAAUGGGCUUAGAGUGCCGCUAACGAGCGAUUUGUUAGAUAUUUGACUUGUAAAGUAUCCAAUGUAGUUGUACAUUCAUCAUCUAAUAUUUACUUUGACGUGUUAACAGAACUUUGGACGUGAUGUCAAAAUCUCUAUGUUACGAUAGUACUUCUCGUAUUUGUCUAGAAAUCUUUGGGUCUUACACCAUCUUGUUGUUUCCAGCUCAAGAGUAUGAAGCAAAAUUUUUCAAGUUGAACUGUUUUGUGAGUUUGAAUUAAAAGUUCUAGUUGUAACGAGUCGCAUGAAACUAGCCGAGUUUAUUAUUCAGUGUUGACAUGUGCUCGAAAUUGAUUUCGAUUGCAAGCGAUUGAGUUGUCAACUCAUUGUACUAGAUUGAUUUUUCUUGCUAAUGUGUUUAAGUUCUAGCUAUCGUUACAUUCUCAGAAGCUAGAAAAAAUUCUAGCUAAAGCUACAUUCUCAGAAGUUAUGAACUUCACAGAAAAAGCUGUUAACGACCUAUUGCUUCCAUGUUGUCAUUUAACCUAUUUAAAAGUGUGAUUGUUCAUUACAUGUCUACGUCAAGCAUUUUGUAAAUAUUCGAGCUCUUCUGAUAGAUCAAAUAGGGAUUCUUGCGGGUACUUUCAAUGCGACGCUUGAUUAGCUAUAUAGUGGAGAGUGCAAUAUCACAUUCACCUUCUAUGGCUUCAGGAGUGUAGCGAAUUGAGCGGGAAUGUGUUCUUGUGGUUGAGAUUGUUCAAGUAUGGCUUUUAAUUCGGCGCCACACAGGAAGCUUUCCAAGAUGCCUGCGGCUUAUAACCUUUAUGGUGAAACAUCAUCGCUUCACUAUGGUCUACUCUGUUGUAAUGUGAUGGUCUGUUGUGCUCAAAUUGUCUACUUAAGAUCAAUGCAUAUUUUUCAGUUUGCUGUAAUGUCUUUCUUCGUUCAUUACAUAUACUUUCCAGAUAAUUAUCGCGUUCCGGUCAACCCAGAGUGCGUAUGUGUCACACUGAACGUAUUAUCUUCAUAAUAUUUCGCUGUCAACGUUUCCUACGUCCCAAUACAUAUACGCAUUGCAGGUGACGUAAGAACUCAACCAAUGCCUUGCCGCUGCUCUUGUGAACAAGUAGUACAAGUUUACGAGCUUUCUAUACUCAUUUGGUGCAAGAUUUUCUCCAUUGAACUGGUCUGGCGUCACACUUUUACAAUUAUAUAUUUCAUAUUACUGUUCAACCAAUAUUUAAUGUAAUGAAAUUCCUCUCCUGAAAAAUAUUAAUGUGUGUAUUCAGGAGUGCAUCGUCAGGACACAAGUACUACGAAUAUUCGACUUAAUUACGAAAGCUUUGAAUUUAAUACGAGCAUUUACCAUUUCUGCAUGGCCUCCUCCUGUCAGGCAUUUCAAUAGUAACAACUCAAGUACUAAAUCCAUUGCAUUCGACUUACCCGUAAGUUUUUUUCCUGUUACAAUUCUUUUUAAACGCUUAUUACUCAGAAAGUAAUUGUUUGCGUACCGCUUUUGUUCCCUAUUAUGUUUUUCAAGCGUUUGGAAGAGCAGUAUCAUGAUCAGUCAUACGUGGCUCAAAAUAUCGCUCACUACAGAAGUAAAGGACUUGCUGCAAAAAUGAAGAAAAUAAACUUCAACUCUAUUCAAGUUUGGAUUGAAAUUAAUCCUUGUAAUCUUAUUAAAUUCAUUUACAAGUUCAUACGAACUUAAGACAAGUUUACUUGUAAUCCCACUGGCGUUAUGCAUGAACUAUUCGCAUUAAAACCUGCCAAUUAUGAUCACUGGAAAAAUGAAAUACUCGUUAAAUAUAUUAAUUCCUAUAACAUUUUACAAGAUGAUCGAUUCAUGUCUUGGAUGUGGAAUGUUCAAUUUAUGUUAUUACAUCAGUGUACAGUUAUUACAUCAGUGUACUAGGUUUGCAGGAUCUCUGCAAGCCUAGCGAGACUCCACACCUCAACGUCGAAAGCUCGCAAAAUCUUAUUAGUUGUAGGUAAGGAGUAAAUAUAUUGCGUAAUAUUCAUAA
Hyalella azteca is the source of this 3690-nucleotide messenger RNA. It is a transcript of the gene Ssu72, whose product is annotated as RNA polymerase II subunit A C-terminal domain phosphatase SSU72. Gene Ontology annotation, cellular component: mRNA cleavage and polyadenylation specificity factor complex; nucleus. The transcript is spliced from 3 exons. Bases 125 to 706 code for a protein of 193 amino acids. Lineage: Eukaryota; Metazoa; Arthropoda; Malacostraca; Amphipoda; Hyalellidae. Gene Ontology annotation, molecular function: RNA polymerase II CTD heptapeptide repeat phosphatase activity. Gene Ontology annotation, biological process: termination of RNA polymerase II transcription. The record is from RefSeq and is a predicted model, not a curated record.